AUGCCGCUACGGGAUGCUGGCUUCACUCGCCUGCACAGCCCAGAUGCCUUCGAUGAAGUCCUUGAUUCGGGGAAUUAUCGCAGUAUCCGCGCAGAGCAAUUGCUGUCGGGCUAUGCAGAAUUCCACGCGCGUCAUGGAAGCAUUUUCGACGACACCCUAUUCAGCCUUUUCGCGGCAAGCGGAAGUCCUGCACGCCGCUUUCCGACAAGAGAGGAGGUCCAAAUGGCAGGCGACUUGCUGUUCCAGAAGUCUAGAGAGGCAGGCCACGUGGACUUCUUCAUCAGCCACUCAUGGAAAGCAGAGAGGUGGAGCAAGUUUCUGGCACUGUGCAUGUUUUUCAACCUGAAACUGGCGAUCAAGUGCUCUUUUGCCGUGUGGUGCACCGCGGCCGUGUUCUUGAUUGCUUCCACUGGCUGGGCAUCACUGGGCGGCAGCUACUUCAACUUUCCUUGCCUAGUGUGCUUGCCGCUGGCCACGUUCUUCAUCGUGUUCUUUUGGGGACAGCAACUCUCCGGUGGACUUUGGUCCCCCACAGUCUGGCUUGAUAGGUUCUGUAUUCACCAGACGGACCUGGAGCGGAAGCAGCAACAGAUCGUAUCCCUUCCGGUUUUCGUUGCACGCUCGUCUCGAAUGCUGCUUCUGUGGGAUGAUACUUACUUCGACAGACUUUGGUGCCAUUUAGAGCUUGCCACCUUCGCAUGCUACGGAGGUGCAGAAAAGGUGGAUGUGGUUCCGCUGUGGCUGGCCCCAUGGCUGCUCGCUUCGAUCGUUUCGCACCUCCUCAGCGUCAGCUUUCUUGAGCUGUUGGAGCAUGUGUUCCCGAGUUGGAGCGCUCAGUGGAUACCGGGCAUCCUGAGUGUGCUGCAGUCACACUUUGGGGACAGCGAGGCCCUCCAGAAGUUCGCUGCAAUUGGCAUCAUCGGGAUGAUCUCCAGCAUCAUUGCGCUCCCUGUCUCGAUCCCGAGCUUCUUCGCCUUUCGCCUGAAGCUCCGCAGUCACCAGCUGAUGCUCAGUCAGAUGGCCGGCUUCGAAGUACGGGCUGCGAGCUGCACUGUGCCGGCCGACCGGAGCGCGGUCGAGCAACAGGUCCAGCAGCUGUUCAGCUGCGAUUCAGGAAGCCGACACCAUGCCGUUGAUGAGGGCGAGGUCCACCUUCAGAAAUUCCCGGCACCUUGGGAUCCACUUGACGGCUUCAACACGUAUGUGAGGGGAACUCUGCGCGAGGCUGUGAUAGGUCAAAUCGGAAACGAGCUGGACGUGCCUUGGCACACCUGCUUGACUGCGAUCCUCCCCAUGAUCUUUUAUUCUUCUGUGAAUAUUCUCGGAUGUGACAAUGGAUCAUGCGAAGAAUCUGCUCGGAGUUCCGGCUACAGCUCAGUCUUUCAGUACAUGAGCGUCCAAGUUGUCGCUUGGGCAUUUUCCUUGGUUACUGGCUAUGUGGUGAUCUUCCCCGUCCUGCUCAGGACGGUUAAGUUUGUUGUUUCCUGCGGCAGCGGUAGCUCUCCGUUGCAAUGUGUACUGGCUAGCAUUGGCUGCCCGCUGGCUUUUGAAUACUGCUACUUUUGCGUCAGCUUGACCUGGGGCUCGAUCGUGUCUGUCGUCCAGAAGUACUCAAGAGUUCAACUGGCGAUCUCCCUGGCGAUCAUGACCUGUCUGGUGGCACAAGGCAUCGUCUUAUUUUGUGGAAAUACGAUGCCCCGCAGGCAACAGGUUUCGUGCCGCUGUGUGACGCGAGAGGCGGCGGCCGCGGGUUGA
Molecule: messenger RNA, 1755 nt
Organism: Symbiodinium sp. CCMP2456
Lineage: Eukaryota; Dinophyceae; Suessiales; Symbiodiniaceae
Source: the annotation of a GenBank genome assembly